Molecule: messenger RNA, 741 nt
Organism: Daphnia magna
Lineage: Eukaryota; Metazoa; Arthropoda; Branchiopoda; Diplostraca; Daphniidae
Exons: 5
Coding region: 65-712 (215 amino acids)
Source: RefSeq, a predicted model, not a curated record
AGGGAAAUCUCAGCCGGGUCCGUCAUUAAAAGAAAAGUUAGCAGCGAUAACAAAAAGCUUUACAAUGAAGAAUGCUUCAGAUAGGAAAAGAAAGUUGCGGGUCAGGAAAAGAGAAGUAGCAGGGAAUCCUGAAAGAAUGAAAUGCUUCGUCAAAAUGAACGGGGUUCGAGUGAAAUCGACUGGCCAAAAAAAUGGCAAUGGAAAUCAAAUUCAUGACCAACGGGCUCAGUCUUGUCCACCAGCCAGUAGAGGUCCAGAUUCCUUCAACGGAAAUAUUGAGGAGAUGGUAGUCGAUGAUGUUCCUAUAGUGAAAUCAAGGGCAUCUAGAGUUGACUAUCAAACAUCUCAAACUACAUGGAAAAAUCGUAUGGAAGCACAGGAUACAAGAUACAACCUCUGUUCAAAAUGUGACAAAACCAUUCAUACUAAGCAACUCACUCAUCAGCGGAAAUGUGAAGUUAACAACUGCCUUCAUUCGCUUCAGUCCACCGAGUUCCUGACAAAUGAGGGGAACUUAGAAACUCUGAGUAUUAUAAAGUUCCAUUGCCAAUGUUUGUUCCCGACAGAUGCGAGAAUUGCUUUGGGAUUGGCAGAUGAUUUCGAUGCAGCUCUAGAGGAAGACGAUCUGAUUAUGGGAGAUUGUGAGACUGAUGAAGAUGAUUGUUGUGAUUGGUUAAAUGGGGAAGACUGCAACUUCACUACUGAGGCAUAAUUUAACGUAUCAGUUGCCUUCUGUACCCU